AUGCCAACUAACAAACGGACGGUGUCUGAGGCUGGACUUGAUGCUACCACUUGUACUGUCGCCCAGUCUCCGACUCGAAAACAUCCAGCAAUUUCUCGCGUCGAAUAUGUGGAUCUGUUGACCCAAGGGCCGAGAGUUAAAAUUGAACCUCUCGACUACGAGGACUCUCUCGCGAUGGAGUUCGAUGUGCCCCGCAAGCUUCCGCGUCCGAAAAUUGGGUCAGGCUCUUUGUAUGAUGCAUCGCCUCAUACAUCUACUCCUGUCGAAACUGGGGCACCAUACAUUUCACGCUCAACCACCGGGAACGCUUCUGAGGAGAUCGAAUUCAAAACUCCUGACGCGACCGCUUUUGACGAAGCACCGAACCGUGUGUCCAAACGUACACGACGCGAAAUCACCACCAUAGUCGAGAACAUGGAAAAGAUUUUCCACCAGAGCCGCGAGUCUCGCGCCUCUGCUCAGGGCUUGUCUCGUCGCGUCUUGUAUCGAAGUCCAUCCCGGCCUUCAGAGUAUAUUUACGCGACCAUCCCUUCGGAGCUAUUUCCUGAGUUUGAGGUAGAUCUCCUUGAGCGAUUUUCAUCCAAGGAGUUGCACAUUUCGCGCGAGUUGGUCCGGAUCAGGGCCGAUCUUUAUUAUUCGUCUGAUCCGCUCAAACAUCCUUUCCCGCACAUUCGAAACUUACUCGUCCACAUCGGCUACGCGCUUGAUGUUUCAAAGACGCCGGUGAAAAUGCAUAUCAAUCUUACAUUCCCGCCUUCUGUCGGACCUACUUCUGGCAGCCCAUCUUUCAACUUUCGUAAUAGUAUUCGCGAGCUGCUUUCCGCGUACUUGGUGCAGCUGUCUGAAUAUUACCGCGGCGCCGCCUGUUUGCCAGCUCGCGUUGAUGCGCAUCGGCAUCAGCUGGACUCUCUGGCGCAAAACGUUCUCGACUAUUUAUUCGCCGAGGACGUUGGGAAAUCAUUCAGAAUCCCAGUUUCAAUUCGAACUGAUCUACUCACCACUUCCCAUGAUGAAUAA
Molecule: messenger RNA, 1017 nt
Organism: Oikopleura dioica
Lineage: Eukaryota; Metazoa; Chordata; Appendicularia; Copelata; Oikopleuridae
Source: the annotation of a GenBank genome assembly